Molecule: messenger RNA, 3577 nt
Organism: Phlebotomus papatasi
Lineage: Eukaryota; Metazoa; Arthropoda; Insecta; Diptera; Psychodidae
Gene: l(3)mbt
Product: lethal(3)malignant brain tumor-like protein 1
Exons: 4
Coding region: 94-3423 (1109 amino acids)
Biological process (GO): regulation of DNA-templated transcription
Cellular component (GO): nucleus
Molecular function (GO): protein binding
Source: RefSeq, a predicted model, not a curated record
UUUUUCUUGCGUGAAGGUUGGCAAUGCGUUUUACUGUGACAGUCAGGAACACUUCUCUGAAUUUUGGCAAAAAAUCCUAGAAUUUCACAUUGGAUGGAUAUUCCUUUGAUUUCGGGAGAAAAAAUCCCAUGCACCAUGAUCAGUGAAGACGAUAAGGAUGGUAGUGCUAGGCAAAAUGCACAGGAAAGUGGACAAACUACGAAGAUUUGCGUAAGGAAGAUUCCGGGUCUGAUUGCUAACCCCAUUUCUGUUGUUGUCUCGGGCGCAUCAACAACAAAACAGCCCGGAGAUGCCCCAAGUUUGCCCACAACAACUAUGCCUGGUAGAACAAUUACCAAGAGCUUGCUGACGGUUAAGACGGGCGGGGAAUCCUUGGGUGAAUGGUUUUCGCAGAAUAAGAAUAUUUUCAUGAAGGAUGGGAAUUUGUUCAUGAAAUGCGCGAAUUCCAAUAAAAUUGUUAAGCUGCAGGUGGCUAAGGCUGUUCCAGCAUCAAGUGCUCAGGGAUCUGAGUUCAAAUUGUUGCCAGUUAGUGUGAAGAAUCUGCCCAAAGACAUUAAAAUUGCCCCAAAACCUCAAACGACUGAGGCGGCAAGUCCCAGUCCAGGGACUACAUUGCAAGUCUUUAAGCCAAUUGCCAAAGCUCCACUGACUGAUGCCCCAACGGUUCCAGCAAAACCUCAACCAGAAGCCACUCAGGCCAGUCCCAAGACUGACAAAGGCGAAGUCAGGUCAAUUCAGAUAACAAAUCUUCCAACGGGAACAAUUCUGGAUUUCAAGGGGCCUGCUUUUGGGAUAAAUAGCCGAUUUCCUAGUCUACAGGAUCCAUCUAAGGAAUCCCCGGAUUCUAGAGGAUUUAAUAUACAAAUCUCAAAUGGGCGCCUUUCGGAUCCCGAUGGACCCAUUAAAAUGCUGGGACUUGCAGGUAAAUCCCUAUCAGUGACACGCAAGAGUAUCACCAUCAAUUCCGAUGGCACAAUUAGCUCAGAAAAUUCCCUGAAAGAAGCAAGAGAUUUGCUAGUAGACGAAAAAGUUGCUAAAAGUGAAAAAACUCCAAGGAAAAUUGCCCGUUCAUCAUCAACGGAUGAGACACCCAAGAAAACCCCAACGCCCCGUCGGCUGUCAGAACCCCUGAAACCUACAGGUCCCAUUGAAGAGACUCCCAAACCACAAGAAAAAGCCACUUUUGAAUCUCUUCUGUGCGAUGAGAGCCUGGAAAAUUCGUCCGACAGUGAAAAGAUUGAGAAAUCACCGGUCCAGGAGCACCCAAAUGGCCUUCUGGAUCCCCUGGAAGCAUCUGAUGGUGAUCCUGAUCGCAAUGAACGCGGAUUUGACGAAAGGAGCUUAACUCAGAGAAACGCCAACUGCCAACUAAUGAAGUUGACUGCACGACGGGAGGGUGAGGAUGAGGAUCCGCUCAAUUUGAUCCGCUGGGAGGAUGGCAUUGGCUAUCUCUAUGGCAGUAACUUGCACUUCCAGUUCAAUGAACUGGGACUUGUGGAUAUCAUGGAUGAUGAUGAAUUUAUGCGGUAUCAGCAGACUGAAUCACACUACGACCAACCCAUUUGUGAUCGCGAACUCAAUCCUUUGCGCGUGAGGCAACUGCAGACAGCCACUGAGCCCAUUUACACAUGCCUCUCGUGCUCAUGCUCAGGCCUUGCGGCGGACUUCCUGGCUCCGGAUUACUGUAGCAAAGCCUGUAUUAAUAUUUCGAAGCGUCGAUCAUGCACGGAAACAGAGGAGGACGGCAAAAGUACGUCCACGAAGCGCAAGAGCAAGGACAAUUCUGUUUUUCCGUGGAAAGACUAUUUGGCGUCAACUAACAGCCAAAGGGCUCCAGAUGAACUCUUUCCACACUGCAACAGUGAUAUUCUCGAUUACUAUACCAAGCAUCCGUUUCGUCCUCAAACGAAACUCGAGGCCAUUGAUCCGGACAAUUGUUCGGUAUUUGGUGUUGUAACGGUUCUAGCGGUUCAGGGACAACGGAUGUUGCUGCAUUUUGAUGGAUGUCCGGUGAAGUAUGAUUUCUGGUUGGGUUUCAGCAGUCCCGACAUCUUUCCACCGCGUUGGUGUGAGCACGAAGGGAAGAAUUUGAUUGUGCCGAGGAGUGGACAAAUGGGAAAAUUUGUGUGGCAUCGGUAUCUGGAGGAGACAAAAUGCGAAGCAGCCAAGCUUAAGAACUUCCGAAAUCUGGCCAUGGGAGGCUAUCUGAAGGCUCCUCAUGGCUUCAAGGUGGGCAUGAAGCUAGAAGCGGAAAAUGUGAAGGGCACAGGGAAGCUAACAGUGGCAACGGUGGCUGAUGUCAUUGGGGAUAGGGUUAGGAUUCACUUCGACGGGCACAGCGACAACAACGACUAUUGGUGCAACUAUGACUCACCCAGGCUUCAUCCCAUUGAUUUCCACAAGACCAUCAAGGAGGAAAUUCUGACACCGACAAGACGUAGCACAGCAUUUUCGUGGUCACGUUACUUGCAUCAGACAAACAGCCAUGGUGUGCCUGCUAAAAAUUUUGUUCAGCGGCCGCCAAGGGACUUCCGGAAGGGCAUGAAGUUGGAGGCAGUAGAUCGGGUUUGUCCGGAAUUUAUUCGUCCAGCCACGAUAAUCGACAUAGUUGGCUAUGAGUUGCGUAUUCUCUACGAUGGUUUCGACACUCAGUACGCGUACUGGGUGGACGAUGACAGUACUGACAUCUUUCCCACGGGCUACUGUGAGAUCACGGGUCAUCCGCUGGAGGCAGUGCCCAGUAACAGAUGGCCGGUUCAGCGGUGUGGCCUGAAGGUCUGCAGUGGUAAGGGGAGUGUUGCGAAUCAGUGGUAUAAGAAUCACGAGGCGGCUAUUGAGUGUCCGUACAAUAUGAAGAACUACAAUCAUCGGGCUGUGAAACCAUGUCGCCUCAAUAAUGCCAAGCACAUUGUGACGCAUUAUGCUUUGCGCUUCAGUUUGGUGAGGAAGAGGAAAUUUGGGAUGACGACAGGAAUUGAGAAGCCUGUUAAGGCCACAUCGAUUAAGAGGCCCCGUAAGACUGCUCCGAUGGCUGAGAGGAAAGUGGCUAGGACGACUCAAGAUACUCCCGAAGCAUCAACCUCACAGACUCCUCCAGAACCGAGUAGCCCGUUAAAGGAGAAUCAAGCCAUUUGGAAGAAUACCUCGAAGAUUAAGAGUCACAUCGAGCUGGGUGAACGGAAGCAAAUUAAUCCACUUCUCUGGUCAACUAAUGAAGUGGCCAAUUUUCUCAGCAAUCUCCCCAAUUGUUCGCACAUUGCAGAGAGAUUUCGCACGGAGGACAUUGAUGGAGAGGCCUUUCUGUCUCUCAGCAAGGAUGAUCUCACGAAUUUGCUGGACAUCAAACUGGGGCCUGCUAUAAAGUUGUACAAUUUAAUUGUGAAACUGCGCUCGGACAUUAAUGAACAAUUUCUGCAAUUCUAGAAAUACAGAGAGUCUUGAAUUUGUAAAGAUAUCAAUCAAACUAUUCUUCGAUCCUUUUAAAAUUGUUCUGCUUCUUAGAUCAUAAAUUAAUCAUGUUAAGAUAGAGUGGAGAUGUUAAAGAAUCUUCUACGUACAAUAAAUAGAAUAUUGUAAA